AUGAAGAUGUUUCUGAUGAUGUUUUUGGUGCACAAAGUAGUCACUCUGAAAUGCCCUGCAAGUGAUGCUUUACUUGUUCCACAUGAGUGGUACCAGCCUGGAGACCUCAUCAUUGGUGGGAUAGCAUCUCACUUCGCUUACCACCUUUAUGAAGCUAAAUUUAGUGAAAAUCCUUCUCAGAAACCUUAUGAGAUACCAGUUUACCUCAAUGCAAGGAUGACCUAUCACACCACUCUGGACCUGCUUUUCAAAUCCCAGGAAUUUGUCCCUAACUACAAGUGUGACAGCCAGAAAAAUCUCAUGGCUAUCAUUGGAGGACUGGAUUUUGUCACAUCAUCUCAUAUUGCUGAAAUUACAGGAUCCUUCAAAAUUCCACAACUGACAUAUGGCUCCUUACCCCAAGAGCAAUUUCAGACCAAUAAGCUCUCUUCACUUUAUUUCAUGGUCCCCAAAGAAGACCAUCAGUACAUUGGGAUUGUCCAACUGCUUCACCAUUUCAAGUGGACAUGGAUUGGGAUAUUUGCUGUUGACAACAAAGAUGGAGAAAAUUUCUUACAGAAAAUGCUGCCCUUGCUUUCAGAGAACGGAAUCUGUAUAUCAUUCAUGGAAAGGCUUGAACAGCUAAUCCACUUGGAAGACUUUCCAGAAGUAAUUGAAAGAAUCUUAAUUAUUUCCACGAAUUGGAUAAUUAGCAAAGCCAAUGCAUUUCUUGUCUAUGGAGAAUCAUUGACAAUUAUGUGGCUGAGAGUUGUCACAUUUAUGAUAGAUCCUGAAAGCAAGGAAACUGCAUUAUUUAGAAGGGUGUGGAUCAUGACUGCCCAGAUUGAUUUUGUAUUAUCAGGAUUUCAAAUCCCAUGGGGUCUCCAGAUGUUCCAUGGGGCUAUUUCCUUCGCCAUUCAUUCAACAGCAGUUGCAGGUUUCAAGGAGUUUCUUCAGACCAUGAAUCCUCUUUCAGACUACAGAGAUCAGUUUCUGCAGGAAGUUUGGGAACAAGCAUUUGAUUGUUCAUUUCCAAAACCAGAGUUAAAAGAAAUACAAGACAUUUUCCAGAAGGAAGGUAGAAUAUGCACUGAGGAGAUGAAGCUGGAGGAUCUUCCUGGAACUGCCUUUGAAAUGGAGAUGACUGGCCAAAGCUACAGUGUCUACAAUGCUGUUUAUGCUGUGGCUCAUGCUUUGCAGGCUCUGUACACUUUACGGUACAAUAGAAAAAAAACAAUGAUGAGUAAAAAUCCUGACCUUCCAUAUCUCCGAGCUUGGCAGGUUCUUCCGUUUUCUCAAUGCAAUGACCCUUGUUUUCCUGGGUCCUGGAAGAAAGGAAUUGAGGGAAAUCAGUUCUGCUGCUAUGACUGUGUUCCAUGCCCAGAAGGGAAGAUUUCGAAUCAAAAUGAUAUGGACGACUGUUUUCAAUGUUCAGAAGAUCAUUACCCAAAUAAAGAAAAGAAUGAAUGUAUCCAGAAACUGCUGGUCUUUCUAAAUUUUGAAGAAACCUUAGGAAUUGGUUUAACCUCAGCAGCUCUUUGUUUCUUCUUCUUGACCUCGUGGGUACUUGGAACUGUUUUUAAGCACAGGGAUACCCCCAUUGUCAAAGCCAAUAACCGGUCCCUCACCUACACCCUGCUUGUCUCUCUUCUGCUUUGUUUUCUCUCCUCUUUGCUCUUCCUCAGCCAACCGGGCAAAGUGAUCUGCCUUCUCCGACAAUCAAUGUUUGGCAUCACUUUCUCAGUGGCCAUUUCUAGUGUACUUGCUAAAACCAUCACUGUCAUUGUGGCUUUUGUAGCCACUAAACCAGGAUCUCAGAUGAGGAGAUGGGUGGGGAAAAGAUUGGCCUUUUCUAUUGUCCUUUCCUGCUCCUUAUUACAAGUAUGUAUUUGUAUUCUUUGGUUGUCAACAUCUCCCCCAUUCCCUGAGUUGGACAUGCAUUCAGAGUUCCAAAAAAUGAUUUUACAAUGCAAUGAAGGGUCAGCUUUCUUCUUCUACUGUGUCUUGGGCUACAUGGGUGUCUUGGCCAUUGCCAGCUUUAUUGUGGCUUUCCUUGCCCGUAAAUUACCCAACAGCUUUAACGAAGCCAAGUUCAUCACCUUCAGCAUGUUGGCCUUUUGCAGUGUGUGGAUCUCCUUCUUUCCAGCCUAUCUGAGCACCAAGGGAAAAGCCAUGGUAGCUGUGGAGGUCUUCUCCAUCUUGUCCUCCAGUGCUGCAUUACUGGGAUGCAUAUUCCUCCCAAAAUGCUACAUCAUUGUUUUGCGGCCUGACCUCAACCACAGGGAGCAGCUCAUUAAGAGAAAUUAG
Molecule: messenger RNA, 2286 nt
Organism: Thamnophis elegans (Western terrestrial garter snake)
Lineage: Eukaryota; Metazoa; Chordata; Lepidosauria; Squamata; Natricidae
Product: vomeronasal type-2 receptor 116-like
Exons: 5
Coding region: 1-2286 (761 amino acids)
Biological process (GO): G protein-coupled receptor signaling pathway
Cellular component (GO): membrane
Molecular function (GO): G protein-coupled receptor activity
Source: RefSeq, a predicted model, not a curated record